AUGUCUGGAUUUUCAGUAGCUGAUUUAAUCAAACCCACUCUAGAAACAUUGAAUUCAUCUGAAGAAAAUGAAUUCAUUAAAGAAACUAAGAAAAGAAAUAUCGAUGAAAAGAUACCUUGUCAAAAUAUCAAUAUCAGCUAUAAUAAACAUGACCGAUUAAUUAAUAUUGAUACAUUGAACACAUUUGAACAAAAUCAACAUUUAAUGCACAAAAUAAAUCCAAUCAAAAAUGAUAAUGUUAAAAAAAGUAGAAUUGAAAUUAAUUACACUACUAAAUUAUCUAAUCAGACUACUAAUGAGAGUUUAAUGAAUAGUUCAGAAAUUAUAACAACUUCAUUACAAUCUAAUUCACAAAUAAAGUUGAAUGCAAAUAAUGUCAUCAACAGUAAUGAGAAUAAUCAUAAAACUACUGAUACAAUUCCCCAGUUGUCUUCUCCAACUUUAUCUAAACAAUCUUUUAAUUCUGUCAGUAAUUUAUCAAAAGAAGAACUAACUAUUCAGUCAAUAAUUAAAACAAAUUUAAAAGAAUCAUUCUUUCCAAAAUCAUCUCAAUCAAUCCUAAUGAAUGAUUUAACUUUACUGCCAAAUGUAAUUUCUUCUCCACCAACAACAUCAUCAUCAUCAUCUCCUUUAUUUUCAUUUACAAAUUCUACACCUAUUGAGUCGAAUUCAGAGGAACAAUUACAAAUUUUAUUAAAAUUACACAAUUUAUUCGGUAUAACUAGUACAAAUAAAUCUAUUUUAAAUAAUAUAAACUUAACAAAUUCUAUACCAGUAGAGAAUAGUCUGAAUGAUCGAUUUUUUCUCAAUAAUAUUGUCACAAAUUCAAAUUCAAGUACACUAGGACAAAAUAAUGCUGAAGUUAUUGUACCAUUGAAUUCAUCUUACAUGAUGUCUAUAAUGAUGAAUCAUAUUUUAAAUAAAGAACCAUUGGAAGAUUUAAAUUUCGCGGUUCCACCAUCUUCUUUAUAUUAUCAACCUUAUUUACCAUAUUCACAUCAUCAAACGUCUGCUGAACAACAGCAACAACAGCCACAGUCAAAACAGCAUGAACCACAACAGUUACGUCAUCAACAAUUGAAUGAAUUGAAUUCAUCAGAACUAACAGAAUUAAGUCGAAAUCGUUUGAUAGCGAAUUUUUUGAAAUCACGUUUUUUAUGGGAUAGUAAUAAUAAUUGUGAACAAAAUAUUUUUCAUGAUUUCAAUGAAAUCGCUAAUAAAUUUGAUCAUUCAAAUAUAACGUUGAGUAAUUAUGAUAAUUUUAUCAAGAAUUCAUUAAGUCAUAAUGUUUUGCUCACAUCCGAUAGCAGAAAACCAAAACGAAUACGUACAGCUUUUUCACCAGCUCAACUAUUUCAGUUAGAAAGUGCAUUUGAAAAAAAUCACUAUGUUAUUGGACAAGAACGUAAAGAUUUAGCGACUGAUUUAAAUUUAACUGAAACUCAAGUAAAAGUAUGGUUUCAAAAUCGUCGAACAAAAUACAAACGUUUACGUACAGAUGGUAAAGAUGUGUUAAGCGACUCCAAUUCCAAAGAUCAACGAUCAUUAUCCGAUGGCGAGGUGGAUGAAGAUAGUGAUGACGAUGACAACGAUGAGGAUGGCGAUGAUAACAACCACAUAAAUAAUCAUUCACAUAACAGGGAAUUUGACAAAGAACAGAAAGACGAUCAUUUUUCAAUGGAAUCCAUUCACCAGAAUCAAGCGAAUUCAAAAUUCAACAAUGAACCGUUUCAAAAACAGUCAAUUUCAGAAUCGUCUAAAGGAAUCCAUGUCAAUACCUCUUCAAUAUACAGUCCAUAUUUGAUUACAGAAAAUCAACAAUUCCAUACUUCAAAAGAAUGUCAACCAUUGCUUUAUAAUUCAAAGUCAAACCCUAUUUUAGGAGGUCAAAAUACUACUACUAAUAAUAAUAGUAAUAAUAAUAAUAACGAUAAUUUAGCUGAAAAAUCUAAAUUUAAAACGGAUUACACAAACUACACUUGGAAUUCAUUUAAACAAUCACAAGAGCAUGUAACAACAGAUAUUGAAAUUGAACAACAACAACAACAUCAACAACAGCAACAACAGGAACAACAACAAACGUCUAUUUUACAUUCCUCACAACAUUUAAUUCAUUCACUUGUUGGGCAUAUUAAUCAAAAUUUACAAAAUCAUUUACAACAUUCUUGUAGACAAACAUUAUAA
This is a messenger RNA of Schistosoma turkestanicum, 2184 nucleotides long. NCBI's taxonomy places the organism in Eukaryota, Metazoa, Platyhelminthes, Trematoda, Strigeidida, Schistosomatidae. The record is from the annotation of a GenBank genome assembly.